This is a messenger RNA of Vidua chalybeata, 2789 nucleotides long. RefSeq names its product MOB kinase activator 1B (gene MOB1B). Gene Ontology annotation, molecular function: protein kinase activator activity. The record is from RefSeq and is a predicted model, not a curated record. Gene Ontology annotation, cellular component: cytoplasm; nucleus. Gene Ontology annotation, biological process: positive regulation of protein phosphorylation; hippo signaling. The coding region runs from base 82 to 732 and encodes 216 amino acids. The transcript has 6 exons. NCBI's taxonomy places the organism in Eukaryota, Metazoa, Chordata, Aves, Passeriformes, Viduidae.
CGCCGCUGCUGCUGCCAUUGGGAGCCGAGCCGCGCCGCGCCGAGCCCAGGCAGCCGCCGGUCCCGCUCUUCCGCCAUCGCCAUGAGCUUCUUGUUUGGCAGUCGCUCUUCCAAAACCUUCAAACCAAAGAAGAACAUUCCCGAGGGGUCUCACCAGUACGAGCUGCUAAAACAUGCAGAGGCCACCCUGGGAAGCGGCAACCUCCGGAUGGCUGUGAUGCUUCCAGAGGGUGAAGACCUAAAUGAAUGGGUUGCAGUUAACACUGUCGACUUCUUCAACCAGAUCAACAUGCUCUAUGGAACCAUCACGGACUUCUGCACGGAGGAGAGCUGCCCCGUGAUGUCUGCUGGCCCAAAGUACGAGUACCACUGGGCAGAUGGCACCAACAUCAAGAAGCCCAUCAAGUGCUCCGCACCAAAGUACAUCGAUUACCUGAUGACCUGGGUCCAGGACCAGCUGGAUGACGAAACGCUGUUCCCUUCUAAAAUAGGCGUACCAUUCCCAAAGAACUUCAUGUCAGUGGCCAAGACAAUUCUCAAGCGUCUCUUCAGAGUUUACGCCCACAUCUACCACCAGCACUUCGACCCGGUGAUCCAGCUGCAGGAAGAGGCACACCUUAACACGUCUUUCAAGCACUUUAUAUUUUUUGUUCAGGAAUUCAACCUUAUUGAUAGAAGAGAACUUGCACCACUUCAAGAACUGAUUGAAAAACUCACCUCCAAGGACAGAUAAAAGGAAGAGGACUUCUUGAAGUCACUUGUUUCUUUAAGCGAGCGUUUGGUAUUUGUUUUUUGUUAAUUUGUUUUUUUUUUAAAAAAAACAAAACAACCCCCCUGUGCUGUUACCAGUGACAGCUAAGAUUUACUUUCUGUGCUUUUAUUAGGGAAAAUCUUUUCUCUGUUAGUGACAUGUGGUAAAUAGCUUUUUUUUUAUUAAUAUUAUUUUACUGUUGUUAUUCAUUGUGGAAUUUCUAGCAGGUGCUGAGUGUUUAUUAAGGAAACGUGCUUGACUGGGGGAUUGACUCUGCUGGUGGAUGGGUUCUUGUGUUGUGUCAGUGGUAGCCCAUUCUCAUGAAGUCCCUGGAAGACUUGCUUACAUUCUCUAAGUGCCUUGGCAGACUCACUUCUGAGGUGCAAAGCACAUACAAUACUGAACAUUGCUGGAAACAGAAAAUAUGUACUAACACCCAGACACUUACUGAAACUUGUUUUAAAAACAUUUAUCUAUGCUUACACUAGGAAAAAAAAAAAAAAAGCCAUAACUUGCUGAAAUCAAUGAUCUCCAGCUUUUAAUACAAAUACUUGUCUUAUUUUUUUUAGAGAUGAAUAUAGAAUUUUUCAAAACUAGAUUACUUCUUAUGAAGAAAAGCAAAGUUCUCGCUAAAGCAAAACGGCGAAGGUGGUGUCAAAAUUACACAGGCCUUGUGCUUAGCAAGCAGUUCCGUGCCUGCUGCCGUGGGACUUUGCAUAGUUGCUUUUAUUUUCUUAGCAGGAGAGCAUCAGUUGGGUCAGCCAGCUUGUUAAGUUCCCCUAGCAGUUGCCAAAUGAACAGGUAGUUUGCACAAAUACAAUUAGGGAAAAUAUUCCCUAGAAAAAAAAUUGCACUGGGACAGUAGUAAUAAUAAUAACAAAAACCUGGCUUGAAAAAUAACUGCUGGAAAGGUGUUUUUAAGUUAGGAAUGCAAAACCUGGCUCUGAGGAGGGGCUCUGGUGGCCUGUGUUUGCUGUUUGAGGAAAUGUAUCUUGGAGGGGAGCCAAUUUCAGGGGCUGCUUUGAAGUUGUGUUACUACGAUGGUGUUCUCCCCCUUUUAAAACCGCUGCCCAUCUUCAGGGAGCUCCAGCUGUUGGGAAAAGCAGCAGGAACAGGGGAGGCCAAGGUGAGCACGUGGCAGAGAAGCUGAGCUUCUGUUUUGUGCGCCUUGGCUCGAGUCAAGUUGGAGCUGGCGUGCAGGAGCCUGCAGGAGAGGUGAGUGAGAGGCCAUUGGCACAGCCAGCAGGGGACAGCUGAGCACAGAAGUGACUCAGCUGGGAGCUCCUGGGUUCCAGGGAGGGAUCCCGAUCUCCUGGCUUUUCCUGUGCCACCAUCCGCACGACAGCGCCAAAGCCACCCGUCUCCCAAAUUCCAACUGCUCGGUUUGGGCACAGAAGUGAGCGAGGCAGGAGCUCCCAGGUGCUAAGCAAGGGAUGCCUCCCGUUUCAGGGUGACUCCUUGGUUUGGUGUCAUGUGCCAGCAAGCAGCGGAAAGGAAAAAGGUGUAGAAAUGAGGAUUUGCUUGGACAUGGCAGUGCAGUGGUUCAUGUUCCUGGCACGCUUCUGCCCUAGGAGGGUUUAGUUCUUCUUCUUGUUGUUGCAGUUUUUUUUUUAUUUUGAACAGCCAAUUCUAGAAAUCCAGAGGCAUCUGCUGCAGUUCAGCCCAUCAGAAUUGGAAUGUAUAAAAAUGAGUCUUAGGUGGAUAGUGUGGGUUUUUUUUUUUUUUUUUAAUUCAAUAUCUGGCAAUAGAAAGUCUUUGACCAAAUAGUUUCUAGGCACGUAAUAAAAGCUUGGAGAUCAUGAUUUGCCUGACAGCUGUAGGAACACAUUGUUUAAUUACACAACACUUGAAAAUAACAUCAUUGAGGACGUGUUUGCAGUGGUGGGGAUUUAGGAUCCCCGUGCUGUUUCUUUUUGCAGCUUUUCAUUGUUGUUUUGCUUCUGAAAGCUGUGGGACCAGAAGAUGACGUGUGUUUACACUCUCGGAGUAAGGGCACAUGGAAAUGCCACCCAAUGGAAUCUGGAUCGAGUGAAUGUGUU